Mandrillus leucophaeus (drill) is the source of this 1650-nucleotide messenger RNA. RefSeq names its product colony stimulating factor 2 receptor, alpha, low-affinity (granulocyte-macrophage) (gene CSF2RA). The transcript is spliced from 9 exons. Gene Ontology annotation, molecular function: cytokine receptor activity; protein binding. Gene Ontology annotation, cellular component: membrane. The record is from RefSeq and is a predicted model, not a curated record. Lineage: Eukaryota; Metazoa; Chordata; Mammalia; Primates; Cercopithecidae. The annotation marks the transcript as partial.
CUCUUCCCUUCUCUCUGGCCAGCAGCAUGUUUCUCCUGGUCACAAGCCUUGUACUGUGUGAGCUGCUGCAGGCAGCAUUCCUCCUGAUCCCAGAGAAACCGGGUAAGUACGGAAACCUGUGGCUGAACCUUCACUGUGGCCCUCGUUUAGAUGUCUCGCGUCUGCAGACCUACGUGGAUACCUGGGUGCAUUUGCGUUUCAUCUCUAAUGUUUAUGAGGGACCCAAAGUAAAGAGAGAGAGCGUUGUUUGGUCAUCGGCUCUGUCUCUGCUUGCAACUCUUCAGGUCACUAACAAACAAUGUUCGUGCACGUUUCGUGAAGUUUGUCUGCAUGGAGGGGUCACGUUUGAGGUUCACGUGAACACCAGCCAGAGAGCGUUUCAACAAAAACUGCUGUAUCCAAACUCAGGGAGGGAGGGCACCGCGGCCCAGAAUUUCUCCUGCUUCAUCUACAAUGUGGAUUUCAUGAACUGCACCUGGGCGAGGGGUCCCACGGCCCCCCGUGACGUCCAGUAUUUUCUGUACAUACAAAACUCAAAGAGAAGGAGGGAGAUCCAGUGUCCUUAUUACAUAGAAGACUCAGGAACCCACGUGGGAUGCCACCUGGGCAACCUGUCAGGAUUAACGUCUCGCAAUUACUUCCUGGUUAACGGAACCAGCCAAGAAAUUGGCAUCCAAUUCUUCGAUUCGCUUUUGGACACAAAGAAAAUAGUCCCCUACUCACAACCCCUACAGUCCCCUACUUAUGACCCCUGGCGUAACCCUACAGUUUCCUACUCACCACUCUGGCAGAACCGUACAAUCAAUGUUUCUGGUGAUCUGGAAAAUAGAUACAACUUUCCAAGCUCUGAACCCAGGGCAAAGCAUGCUGUGAAGAUCAGAGCUGCAGACGUCCGCAUCCUGAACUGGAGUUCGUGGAGUGAAGCUGCUGAAUUUGGCUCCGACGACCGAAACCCCAGCUCUGUGCACAUUUACGUGCUCCUGAUCCUGGGAACCCUUGUCUGUGGCCUUCUCUGCGGCUUCCUCUUUAAAAGGUUCUUUAGGAUACAGAGACUGUUCCCGCCAGUCCCACAGAUCAAAGACAAACUGAAUGAUAACCAUGAAGUGGAAGACGAGAUUAUCUGGGAGGAAUUCACCCCAGAGGAAGGUAAAGGUUACCGUGAAGAGGUGUUGACCGUGAAGGAAAUUACCUGAGGCCUGCAGGGUGUAGGAAUGGCGUGGACAUCUCCGCCUCCGAGACACUGGGGAACUGUUUUCUUGUUGAUGGUGCUGUGAGGUUUUAUACCAUUUUCUACGUUUUUAUUUAAAAACAUGAUAUUUGGGUCCAGGCACGGUAGCUCGCACCUGUCAUCCCGGCACUUUGGGAGGCCGAGGCGGGUGGAUCACCUGAGGCCAGGAGUUCCAGACCAGCCUGGCCAACAUGCUGAAACCCCAUCUCAACUAAAAAUGCAGAAAUUUACCCAGCCGUGGUGGCGGACACCUGUCAUCCCACCGACGUGGGAGGCUGAGGCAGGAGAAUCCCUUAAACCCGGGAGGCGGAGGUUGCAGUGAGCCGAGAACACGCCAUUGCACACCAACCUGGGUGACAGAGCAAGAUUGCAUCUCAAAAUAAUAAUAAUAAUAAUAAAUAAAAACGUGAUCUUUGGCUGGG